Cheilinus undulatus (humphead wrasse) is the source of this 4122-nucleotide messenger RNA. It is a transcript of the gene arhgap10, whose product is annotated as Rho GTPase activating protein 10. The transcript has 23 exons. Gene Ontology annotation, molecular function: protein binding; GTPase activator activity. The record is from RefSeq and is a predicted model, not a curated record. Gene Ontology annotation, cellular component: cytoplasm. Lineage: Eukaryota; Metazoa; Chordata; Actinopteri; Labriformes; Labridae. Bases 411 to 2714 code for a protein of 767 amino acids. Gene Ontology annotation, biological process: signal transduction.
AGAUGUCAGCAGAGUUUCUCAAUCUGUCACUUUGCUAGGUGGAGUACGGCUGUUGGAGGAAGGAAAAAUCUAGCACGGCAGUCAUGACUUACUGACAAGACCUGCGAACCGGCUUCCUAUGAACACUUCACCCGAUAGCGUAUCGUUUUCACCUUUUAACCGUUAUACCUGUUAGCUUUGCGUGACGUUACAUGACAACUGUGGGAACACCCAUGCGCCUGAGUGUCAGAAGUUACCAUGCUAACCACCGUUAGCCGCUGCUGCUACCUGACGUAGCUAUGCUCCUCCGUUAAACUUGAAAGUGCAUGCGAAAAAAGCGCUUGUUUAUAAUAGUUUUUAAAGUUACAAAGUGAGCAGCUUUUAACCAGUUUUUUAGUUUCAGAAGACGAAGCUAUCAAUCUGUCACAGACAUGGGACUACACCCGCUGGAAUUCAGUGAAUGCUAUCUGGACAGCCCCAGCUUCAGGGAGAAAAUAAAAGCACACGAAGCAGAGCUGGACAAGACCAACAGAUUUAUCAAAGAACUGUACAAAGAUGGGAAGAACCUCAUUAAUGCAACAAAGCAGCUUGGCAUGGCUCAGCGGAAGUUCGCCCAUUGCCUGGGAGAAUUUCAGUUUGAGUACAUCGGGGAUGCAAAGACGGACGAUGAGAGAUGCAUUGAUGAGUCUUUGCAAGAGUUCUCCUCAUUCCUCAAGAACCUUGAAGACCAAAGAGAGCUGAUGAUGAGAAACAUCACAGAAACCUUAAUGAAACCCUUGGAGAAGUUCAGGAAAGAGCAUCUUGGUACAGUAAGGGCGGAGAGAAAGAAGUAUGAGAAGGAAACGGAGAAGUACUACAGCUCUCUGGAAAAGCUUCUCAAUAUGUCUGCAAAGAAGAAAGAGCCGCAGCUACAAGAGGCAGACAUCCAGGUGGAAACCAUGAGGCAGCACUUUCAAGAGGAGUCACUUGACUAUGUAUGCAAACUGCAGGAGAUCCAAGAGAGGAAGAAGUUUGAGUGUGUGGAGCCGAUGCUGGCCUUCUUUCAGACGGUCUUUACCUUUUAUCAUCAGGGCUUUGAGCUUGCCAAAGACUUCGACCAUUACAAACGAGCGCUGCAGAUCAAUAUACAGAAUACAAGGAGUCGAUUUGAGGGCACACGGUCUGAGGUGUACGAGUUGAUGAAAAGGAUCAGAGAGGCGCCUCAGGAGUACAGACAAACCAGCCCCAUCAGCUGUGAAGGCUACCUCUAUGUACAGGAAAAACGGCCGCCUCCCUUUGGUUCAAGCUGGGUCAAACGCUACUGCACUUUUGUUAAAGAGCAGAAGAUACUGCACAUGGUGACCUUUGACCACAGAUCAGGUGGAAAGAUUGGGGAGACAGAGUCAGUCACGCUCAAAUCCUGUGUCCGUAAAACGACAGACAUGCUGGACAGGAGGUUCUGCUUAGAGCUUGACAUCACAGAUCGGCCUGGGACGGUGCUCACAGUACAAGCUCUGUCUGAGGAUGACCACAAGUUCUGGAUGCAGGCCAUGGGUGGGAAGGAACCUAUUGGACAUUAUCUUGGGAGGACUUAUUCUAAAGAAAGAGGAAUUGAUGCCCAGCUGGAUGAAGUGGGUCUGAGUUUUGUGAGGAACUCCAUCAGCGCCAUAGAAACGAGAGGUAUUAAUGAUCAGGGCCUGUACAGAGUUGUCGGGGUAAGCUCCAAGGUACAGAAGCUGCUCUCAUUAAUGAUUGAUGAGAAGAGCAUUGAUGUGGAUCUGUCUACGAGUGAGGACUGGGACGUAAAGACGAUAACAAGCGCACUGAAGCUUUAUCUGAGGAGCCUGCCUGAGCCAUUGAUGACCUAUGGACUUUACAAAGAGUUCAUUAGUCCUGCAAAGGGCGGUAGUCCAGAGUCUCGCAUCCAAGCCGUCCACUGCCUGGUCCACAAACUACCAGAAAGGAAUCGACAAGUCCUCGGGCUGCUUAUGAAGCAUCUGGCCAACGUGGCGGCUCACAGUAAACAGAAUCUGAUGACCGUAGCAAACCUGGGCGUGGUGUUUGGACCAACAUUAAUGAGGCCACAGGAGGAGACUGUCGCUGCCAUCAUGGAUCUAAAGUUCCAGAACAUCGUGGUUGAGAUCCUCAUCGAACACCAUGAAAAGAUCUUUGCAGAUGCUCCAGAGUCAUGCCCUCUUUCACCUGCUGCCCCAGUAUUCUCCGCCCCCACAAGGCAGUCCAAGAAGCUGAGUCGACAGAAUCGGCCCCUGGCUGUCUACAAUCCACAAGCCCUAGACAUUCAGAAUGUGUCAGUGGUUGCAGACGGUUCCAGUUUAACUACAGAUGAAACAUCAAUGGGCAGCAACGAGUCCGUGUCAUCCCAGUCAUCAUCUGCCUCAGCCUCUGAGACGUCAACAGAGAGGAGUGACCACGCACCGCUUAAAACCAGCCUCAGCUCAGGCAGCAACUCCAGGACCCCUGAAGCUGCAGCCUCCUGGCCCUCUGCUGGAGCUCCAGGAGAGACUCAGCCUGCUGCCACCACAGCUGCUCCCAACAAAGAAAAGCCUGACGAGAGUGUCACCAGCAGGAAAGCCAAGGCAGUGUACCCAUGUGAGGCUGAGCACGACUCUGAGCUCUCCUUCCAGGUCGGUGCAAUAUUCAACGCCGUGACCCAGUCCAGAGAGCCCGGCUGGCUGGAGGGCGAGCUGGAGGGAAAGAGGGGCCUCAUCCCUGAAAACUACGUGGAGAUGCUGUAGCCACAAAUGAAACGGAAAUAUUUAUGGACAAGUUAUCACCUCUGCUUGGAUAAAAAUAUGCAGCAAUGACAAUCACAGUUUGGCUUUGUUCAUCCAAAUCCCUGACUCCUCGGAACAGGUGACGAAAUGUUAUCACUGGUGGACUUUUGUUUAUCCAGAAGUGGAUUCAAGUUUAUGCAAUUUUUGAGUGGGAAGUAGAUAAUUUGAUGCGUGUCUACAUGAAAUUCAGCUUUUAAAUUACAGAAUGGGAUUGCACUUAUAAUAUUCUGCUGUAUACAAAGAUGCUGUAGUCUCCAUUUAACUUUGUCAGCAGCUCCAGAGGAUGAGUGUCACCCUGUUUAAGGCCUUUCUCUCUCCUCCGGUUAUCCAUGGUAUCCAUGAGUCAAAGACAGAUCCACAGACACUGUACGGAUCAACGAAUGUCCCAAAGCAACAGCAAAUCCAGCAGCUUUAGGCCCUCUUUGACAAAGGUGCACAAUUUGUUUUAGCUUUACACACAUUAGAGAUACUGUACCUGACGUGCCUUAAACCACCAGCAAGUACACCUGUAUGUACGGUUGUGUAGGGCAGCGGAGUGUUACUGCUUUAGCUUUUAAGAUUCUGCAUUUUCCUGUCAGUUUAAGAAUAUUUGAAUAUUCAAAAUGAGGCACAUGCUAUUGUAAUUUUAUUUUAUUAUAUUUAAUUGGCACAUUGAUUGCAUGACUUUUAUUCAUUUUUAAUAUACUCUUUUGUUCUUGGUGCACUCCCUCCCUGAAACACAGGAAACACCUCUUUGAUGCCUAAUGAAGCUCUCAUGUUAAACACUAGCAUCAGGCAAAGACAGCCGAGGUCAUUUUAAACUUCACUCAUUAUUCACACCAAGUGUUUGUGUUCCUGUUUGUUCUUGUUUUUUAAGCUUUUUUAUGUUCAAUUUCCUCUGAGCAAAGUAUUGAAACACUCCCACAGAGCUGAGAUUUUAUUUCAUCGUCAGAAUAACUGAUUAGAAAUUAAAGCCGUAUUAUCAAAAAGACCUCUAAUGCAGUAUUUUCUGUUAUUUCACAUCUGUUCUGUGUAUAUAGGCUAAUAAUUCAAAGGUUGCCAAGUAUGUUUCACAAGUUUCUACCAAGUGACUGACAGGUUUUAAGUUUCAUUUAAGUUGGUUUUAGUUUUUACACCUUCUGUAAGAAUUCAUUGAUCAGCUGUUCUCCUACAUUUGUCUGAGAGCUUUGAUUCAACUGUUUUUUGCCCCAUUGCAAUAAUUUAAAACAUUGAUUGAUGACGUUUGUAAAGGGCCUUGACUUCUUUCAUUUUUGUACCUUUGGGUAUCCUCUUGAUCAAUGUUAAACAAAUAAAGAUUUGUUCUUGUUCUCCACUGUAUAAUGUAUUCUUGCCAUGAAAUUAAAGUGAUAAAAGAUGCUUUAAAAUCCAA